UGGUUUACAUCUACAGUCAGAACAUUUGUGGAAUAUCAACAGGAUGAUUUCCUUCAUAGUUUUGGCAGCAUGUUUGCUGGGAACUCAAGGUCAAAUACAUGGGGACCACGGCCAUGGACACGAUGCACAUGGAGGUCAUGGACACGAUACACAUGGAGGUCAUGGAGUUGACCCCUGGAAUGUAGAACCCCUGGGUCCGGUACCAGGUGUAGGUGGCGCUCCCUGGGGUGCCAGAACUGUCCCAGGUCGACAGGGACCAUGGGACGGGGGUAUUGAUCGGCCACAACAAGGAAUAAAUAGACUACGUGAUCUUGUCAACAGGGGUGUGCAAAAUCACAGAGGACCUCGUGGUCGUUUUCCUGAUUCACUCCGUCCAGAUAUACAAGGUCGCCACCCUAUAGAUUUCCCAGAACCACACGUACCAAUUAGACCUCAUGUCGACCCUCAUCUCAAUCCUAGAAAAUACGGAAAAGGACCGAACAGACACGAGAGAAGACUCAGGAAGAAUGAGAGGAAGGUGCAAAAGAAAAUAAAGAAGACGAUAAAGAAACACAAAAGGAGGCAAAGGAAACUAAAAAAUAAGGCCCUGAGGAAACACAAGAGGAACCAAAGGAGAAAACAAAGGGCACACAGACAAUAUGGAAAAAGAUAUUAGU
Molecule: messenger RNA, 656 nt
Organism: Saccostrea cuccullata (small rock oyster)
Lineage: Eukaryota; Metazoa; Mollusca; Bivalvia; Ostreida; Ostreidae
Exons: 3
Coding region: 44-655 (203 amino acids)
Source: RefSeq, a predicted model, not a curated record